Messenger RNA from Nycticebus coucang (slow loris), 5292 nucleotides. RefSeq names its product hypoxia inducible factor 3 subunit alpha (gene HIF3A). The transcript is spliced from 15 exons. Bases 37 to 2040 code for a protein of 667 amino acids. Gene Ontology annotation, molecular function: DNA-binding transcription factor activity, RNA polymerase II-specific; RNA polymerase II transcription regulatory region sequence-specific DNA binding; protein dimerization activity. Lineage: Eukaryota; Metazoa; Chordata; Mammalia; Primates; Lorisidae. The record is from RefSeq and is a predicted model, not a curated record. Gene Ontology annotation, biological process: cellular response to hypoxia; regulation of transcription by RNA polymerase II.
GGCCUCUAAGGGCUCAGGAGCGGCGACCCGCGAGCCAUGGCGCUGGGGCUGCAGCGCGCAAGGUCGAGCACGGAGCUACGCAAGGAAAAGUCUCGGGAUGCAGCCCGCAGCCGGCGCAGCCAGGAGACCGAGGUGCUGUACCAGCUGGCGCACACGCUGCCCUUCGCGCGCGGCGUCAGCGCCCACCUGGACAAGGCCUCUAUCAUGCGCCUCACCAUCAGCUACCUGCGCAUGCACCGCCUCUGCACCGCUGGGGAGUGGAACCAGGUGGGAGAGCCACUGGAUGCCUGCUACCUGAAGGCCUUGGAGGGCUUCGUCAUGGUGCUCACCAUCGAGGGAGACAUGGCUUACCUGUCGGAGAAUGUCAGCAAACACCUAGGCCUCAGUCAGCUGGAACUUAUCGGACACAGUAUCUUUGAUUUCAUCCAUCCCUGUGACCAAGAGGAGCUUCAGGACGCCCUGACCCCCCAGCAGAGCCUGUCCAAGAAGAAGCCAGAGGCUCCCACCGAGCGGUGCUUCUCCUUGCGCAUGAAGAGCACCCUCACCGGCCGCGGGCGCACCCUCAACCUCAAGGCGGCCACCUGGAAGGUGCUACACUGCUCUGGGCAUAUGAGAGUCUACAGGCCCCCCACGAAGACCUCCCCAGCUGGGAGCCCCAACUCAGAGCCUCCCUUGCAAUGCCUGGUGCUCAUCUGUGAAGCCAUCCCCCACCCGGGCAGCCUGGAGCCCCCACUGGGCCAGGGGGCCUUCCUCAGCCGCCACAGCCUGGACAUGAAAUUCACCUACUGUGACGAGAGGAUCGCAGAGGUCGCUGGCUAUAGUCCCGAUGACUUGAUUGGCUGUUCCGCCUACGAGUACAUCCAUGCGCUGGACUCAGAUGCAGUCAGCAAGAGCAUCCACACCUUGCUGAGCAAGGGCCAGGCAGUAACAGGGCAGUAUCGCUUCCUGGCCCGGAGUGGUGGCUACCUGUGGACUCAGACCCAGGCCACAGUGGUGUCUGGGGGUCGGGGCUCCCAGUCGGACAGUAUCAUCUGUGUCCACUUCCUGAUCAGCCGGGUAGAAGAGACCGGAGUGGUGCUGUCCCUGGAGCAGACAGAACGGCACUCUCGCAGACCCAUUCAGUGGGGCGCCUCCUGCUCUCAGAAGGAUGCCCCUAACUCUGAGGACAGCCUUGAUGCCUCUGGUCCUCGAAUUCUUGCCUUCCUGCACCCCCCUGCCCUGAGUGAGGCCAUCCUGGCUGCUGACCCCCGCCGUUUUUGUAGCCCUGACCUUCGACGCCUCUUGGCACCCAUCCUGGAUGGGGCUUCAGUAGCUGCCACCCCCAGCACAGCGCCAGCUGCUCAGCGUCCCCAGAGUCCUCUUCCGGCUGACCUCCCAGAUAAACUACUUUUGGGCAUGGAGAAUGCACACAGACUCUCCACCUCCAGGAAAGACCUUCAUGCAGUGGAGACAGAUCUAGAUAUGGCUCAGGAUGUCGAUGCUCUGGAUUUGGAGAUGCUGGCCCCCUACAUCUCCAUGGAUGAUGACUUCCAGCUCAACUCCAGCGAGCAGCUACCCAGGGCCUACCACAGACCUCCAGGGGCUAUCCCCCGGCCCCGUGCUCGGAGCUUCCAUGGCCUGUCACCCCUUCCCCCUGAGCCCUCCUUGCUGCCCCGCUGGGGGAGUGACCCCCGGCUGAGCUGCACCAGCCCUUCCAGAGGGGACCCCUCAGCAUCCCCCCUGAUGGCUGGGGCUCGGAAGAGGCCCCUGACCCAGAGCUCAGAGGACGAGGCCGAAGGAGCAGAGCUAUUGGGAGUGAGACCCCCCAAACGGUGCCCCAGCCCAGAACCCGAAAACUUUCUGCUGUUUCCCCUCAGCCUGAGUUUCCUUCUGACAGGAGGCCCAGCCCCAGGGAGCCAACAGCAUCCCAGCACCCACCUCCUGGACCUGAAUGAGCCCCUGGGCCUGGGCCCCUCACUGCUCUCUCUCUGUCCGGAUGAGGACACUGCCCAGCCCAGGAGCCACUUGCAGCCAGGCGCAGGCUUGGCCCAGGCCCACUGAGCCAGCUCCUCUUACCUUGUCCUUUCUCCUCCCCCAGCAAGGACCUCAACCACACUCCAAGCCAGCAGCCAGAGCACAGGAUGAGGGUGCCAGGAGAGGGGCCACCUCUCUUCUCAGAGUGCCCCCACCCACCUCGGGCCUACCUCAGCCCUCACCCCUCUGCCUGCUCCCAGUCUGGGGGCUCUUUGGGAUAUCAGCUUAGUGACCUCUGGGAGGGGGUCCCCCCUCCUCUACUCAGGACUUCCCUUGGGGUUCUCAGUACUUGGUUACCUCAUUAUCCCCUUUUCAGAUUCUCUUGGCUUUAUUUUGGGGAACUAGGGUUGGGGAGAGUUGGGGGUCAGAGCUGUGUUUCUGGGUUCUGGGGAGUGUGGAUAACCAUAAUCAAUUUCUUUCUAUCUUUUAUUAUUAUUUUUGCUGAUUUCAUGAGAAUGGUUUUAAAUCAUUACAAAUUUCUCAGAGUCCAUAAGAAUGUGGGACUCUGUUCUUCCCCCAUCCUCAGGUGUCCCUGGGGGAGGCUCUGGGCCAGACCUUCCCCCAGCAACUUAUGAUUAAGAACUCAGCCUCCCAAGCUGCCAUCCAGCUCUGCCUUCCCCUUCUGCUCCAGACUUCCUGCUGCCUCCAGCUCCGCCUGGACACUGGCUUCAUCUGUGGUCUUCCAAUUUCAGUGGCAGCCUCCAACUUCCUCUGCUUCCAAACCACAUAACCUCUAACCUUCUCUGGUUCCAGACUAUAUAACCUCUGACCUCCAACUGGUUCUAGACUGCAUAACCCUCAACAUGGUCUGAUAUAGAUCUCAUUAUCCUGUAAAUCUUUCUUAUUCCAGACCUCACAACCUCCUAUUCUGCCUGCUUGCCAAACUCGUAAUCUCUAAAAAUUGCCUAGUUCUGGGACUUAUAACCUCUAACUCCCUUUGGCUCUACACAGGGGUCCUCAAACUAUAGCCCGCGGGCCACAUGCGGUGGUGUAAUUGUAUUUGUUCUCAUUUUGUUUUUUUACUUCAAAAUAAGAUAUGUGCAGUGUGCAUAGGAAUUUGUUCAUAGUUUUUUGUUUUUUUUUUUAACUAUAGUCUGGCCCUCCAAUGGUCUGAGGGACAGUGAACUGGCCCCCUGUUUAAAAAGUUUGAGGACUCCUGCGUCUAGAAUCUAUGACCACCAGAUUUUACUGCUUCUAGAACUCACUCUAACUUCCUCUGGUUCUAGACUUCUCCCUAUAAAUCCCUCUUGUUCUGGAUCUCACACCCGCCAACUCCCUCUGGUUCUAGAUCUUAUAUCCAAUGACCCCACAGCUUCAAGUUUCCUGCUGUCUCUAGUUUUCCCAAUCUGUAAUACAUUUGGUUCUAAAUCCAGACCUCCUAAUUUCUAAAUCAUUUUGGUUCCAGACCUCAUGAGGCCCAACUCAUUCCUCUUCAAUUUUCUACAAUCAGGACUCAUUUUCCCCAUCAAAAAGAAAUAAAAUGACUUUUAUGUCUUGAUCUUAUAACAAGUUCUUCCAGAACCUGACACCAUGUUCCAGUUCUUUUAGGUACUGGACUUCAUGACCUCCACCAUUCACUGGUUCUAGACUACAUAACCUCCAGACUUGUGACCUCUUGGGCCCUCUAAUCCCAGAUCUGAUUUUCUGUUUCUUUCUGAUUCUAUACUUGAGUUGCAAAGGUCUUCUGAUUCUAGAACACAUCUUGUAAGUUCCCUUGGUUCUAGACCUCAUAUUCAACUCCAACUCCCCCUCACUCAGAUUUUAUGACUCCAAAUUAUCCUGAGUCUAGUACUCAGCCUUCAAACAUGAACUUAUAAAGUUCCCUGGUUCUAGACCUUACAAACACCCCACCACCACCACCACCACCAAUUCCUUCUGAUUCUAGAGCUUAUGGUGCCAAAAUGUCUCUGGUUCUGGAACUCAGUCUUUGGACUUUUUCUAAUUCUAGUCCUUACUCUAUAACUUCCUCUGCUUCUAGGCCUCACAGCUUCUAAUCAGUUUCCUUUGAUUUCAGAUCUAAAUUCCAGAAUUUAGAUUCAGCAGGAUUCGGGAUUCCAAAUGCUUCUGAUUCUAGAAUCUACACUUUACCUUGUACCAGAUUCCUCUGGUGCUAAAUCUUACAAUCUCUGACUCCCUAACUACAGACCUUACCCACCUAACUAUAGGGCUUCCCACCCCACUGAACAUUUCCCAAUUCCUACCCUGUUCUAAGUCUUCCUGUUCUAGACUCCUACCCUCCAGGCCCCGCUGCUCCUGGACGCCUUGGUUAAGCCUCUCCAACCUAAUAUCCCUGCAAUUUCUGUCCUAGAACCUCUUCUUUUGCCUACCCUGUCCUCCAGAUGUGCACUUACCUUGACUUUAUCCCUGAUAUCUGGGAAACGUGGGGCUCGGAGGGUGUUCACAAUCCAGAAGACUUCUCCAGCCGCACAGGCACAAGCAUAGCCCUAUCUGCACAUCAAAGGGUGGGGAGAGAGGCCAGGACUCCUCAGCUCUCUGCCAGCACCUACAUGUCCCUCUUACCUCUCAGCUCCCUUUCUACAAUGGUGCUACUCUUUAUCUCCCACAGGGAAAGCCCUCUGCUUUUCAGCUCCAUUCAUACCCUAUUGGGAAGGGACCACUAAUUCUCUUUCGACAAAGGGUGACCUGUCCAAAUUGAUGCUGGGGGCGGGGGGAGAUUAGGGUCUGUCCCCUCGUUCCCUCAGGGGGUGAUAUGGAUCCUCAAGGGAGGGAGCUAUGCUGGUCUAGGGGAGAAGAGACUGGAUCAGCCAUGCUGGAUCUGAAACUCGCUAAUCUCUAUGCCACCAUAUAAAGACUUCACCUUGGUAGGCACCAGACCUUUGUGUGUUGACUUAUCUUUGGGAUCGCUUUGGGGGGCGUGGGUACCCCAGGUGGCUGGGAGUCCAGUCUGGUUCUGUCGGGAGGGGAGUGACUAUCUUCCUACAGGGUCUAUGCAAUGUGUGCACCUGGUGAUUUGGUCUUCUGUAUAUACAUGUGAGUCUCUGUGACAUAAUUCUGUGAACCUGUUGGAGGGUUGUAAUUCCUUCUACAUGUGUUAAUAUCCGUGAAAUGAUUUUGCCUUAUGUGUGUCUCUGGUUACUUUGCGUUUCUGUGUUCCUGAAUGUGGGAGGUAUAUUUUUUUGUACUUGUAUAUAUCUGUGCAAUGUCAUGAUUCUGUGUACUUGCAUGGGACUGUUUGACACUGUGAUUCUGGGUACUGACAUGUGUACAACCUGGUUCCAUGUACUUAACUGAGCACGGGUGUGGGAGAGAGUAUGUGUC